Messenger RNA from Pichia membranifaciens NRRL Y-2026, 2438 nucleotides. RefSeq lists its product as hypothetical. The transcript has a single exon. The coding region runs from base 416 to 2275 and encodes 619 amino acids. Lineage: Eukaryota; Fungi; Ascomycota; Pichiomycetes; Pichiales; Pichiaceae. The record is from RefSeq and is a predicted model, not a curated record.
GGAGGUCCAGUCCUUGCGAUCUCUUGCCGCUCUGCUGCUGCGCAAACUGCGUGUUGUCAGUCAGCUGUCUGGUUUCAUAUUCCUCUGCUCGUGACGUUUCCUUUCCUUGGUGCUGUUCUUUUCUUCUCUGCUAGCGGCCUGUAUCUUCUACCACCGCACACCGUUUGCACCAGCUAGCCUAGAACAUCACAGUCAGGCUGUAACGACCAAUUCCAGGCAAACCCCGCACACCCGUCCAUCACAGACGGAUUACAAAUCACCGGAAAAGCACACCAAACAGAAGCUGAGGCAGCAGAAAAAAGCACAAAAGUCUGCAGAAACUCCAGAAAACAAAAAAGACAAAAAAAACACACAAACCAACCCAAGUUUACCCAUUUCUAGCACUACAUUCGAUUGCUUUGCUUGCACCGACCAGAUGACUUCAACCCUAAAGCGCACGAUCACAGACAUCAUGGAGGACGAACUAUACGCACCUGCGUUCAACGACAAGCAACAACAACAGCCGCAGGCCAACAUGGAAUUUCCUGCGUCCCAGCAGUCGCAGAACGACUUUCUCCAGUACCUCUCUCUCCCAAACGCUUCCCAGGACUCGCUCCAAAAGAUGGCAGAGCCUGAAAACCAGGUGAUAGAUCACAACGGUAGCACCAACAAUAGCGCCGCCGCCGCCGCCGCCGCAUACGGAAACUCCCCAAUGUCGAACCUGGAUGGCAUCUACAACUCCUACGGUGACCCUAAUCUGUACACCAACCCGCAGCUACCCGACUACCUUUUCAGCAACACAAACAACGACACGAACUCCCAGAACAUGGUGGACGAAGACGGCAUUAUCAUCAACCCGCAGAUAACCAACGUCGACGACCACCCUUACAACUACAACUACAUCCCUCAACACAGCCAGAUCCAAGCCAACACCAACAUCAACAACAACAGCUCCAGCAGUCCUCCAGUCGAUGACGCUCAGGAUGACAUUUUGAUGAUCCCUCAGGACAACUACUUUGUGUACGACCACCAGGAUCCGCAGUUCAUACCUGAAAUGCUCCAGAUGGAGUUGUCAAACAAAUCGUUCCCGCAAUCCAAUGAGUUGAACAUAUUCAAGGCCAACGACGUCUUGUACGAGUUCUCAGAUGAUGAGGACGAGGACGAUGACAUUGAUCUGCAGAACAAGUUGGACGACGACAUGGAAAUGAAAUUGGACGACGACGAUAGCAGUUAUGACGACGACUCAAGCUGUGCUGGAGAAUCCUUGGGCGACGCCGAAAAUGACAAUGCCAACAACUACAUCGCAGCCAAUGACAACUCGAUCUACUCUUUGACCGUUCCAAACCAGUUCAACUCGAUAUCUCUACCCUCGUUGAAUCAAAACCAGUUUUCUCAACAGCCUACUCCGCUAACCUCUUUCAACAACAUUGAUUUUUACGCAAGCGAUAACGACGACGAAGAGGAAGAUGAUCACGGAGUAGUGGACGACGACGACGACGACGAAGAAGAAGACGAUUUUGCCAUCGACAUGGACACAGAUGGUGACCUAUACACGUCUGCCUUCCAGGAAAGAAAGGAAUCCGUCAUUGGUGACUCAAGACCUCUGGUCAAAAAGGAACGUAUUUCGUCUCGUCCUACAACUAGACCAAAGAGGUACAACAGAAGAGCCUCCACACAUAUCCCUACUGCUCCAAAUCUUCCAUCAUCACUCAGAAAGCCUAGAUCCAGCGACACAAAUACCAACGGCCUCGAUUUUGCCGCCGCCAAAGCUGCUGACGAUGCCGCCACUGCCACCAUUGGCCACGAUACCUACGACAACAAAACUCCACUUGCAGACAAUGACGAUCCGAAGGAGGAUGAAGAAGAACAUGUCUGCAUCAUUCCAAACCCAAAGACUGGGAAGCCAUGUCUCAAGAAAUUCUCAAGACCUUACGACUUGGUUAGACACCAAAACACCAUACACGCAUCCAAAAGAUCGUUCUACAGGUGCAUGUUCUGUGAAGAUGACUUGAGAAGAAAACAUGACUUGGAGUCUAUCAACAAGAUUGUUGUUACAUGUAAAUACAGAAAUACUCAAUUCUCAAGGGAUAACUCACUCUCUCAUAUUACCAGUUCUCACAAUGUCAAGAAGAUCAAAUCCGGCGCGUUGAACAACUCGGGCUAUUUGAGCAACAAGACGUUCAGCCGUUGUGACGCUCUUACAAGACAUUUACGUUUCAGACAUGGUCUAAACAACAACCAGGUUGUUGACGCCAUGGAAUUCGCAAAGAAAAAUGUCGAAUUUUACGACAACUAAUUCUAAGGAUUUUUUUGUUUCCCAAUUUUUGAAUCAUAUCAACUUUUCUAUUUAUCUUUUAAACCUUUUUAAUUCUUCAUUAUCAUUAAAUUUUUCUUUUUUUUUGACGAUUUCUAUUCUCUUCUCUUUGCUUCUCUUUUCUACUUGUUUUGGUAAUAUCUAC